AGGAGGGAGAGAAAGAGAGAGGGAGAUGACCACCAGGUGGGGAGAGAAGUUGUGAUUUCAGAAACAGUGAGAGAGCCCUCCCCGCGGUGAUGCAGAGAGCAGAGGGGAAGGGCGGGGGUAAGGAGGAGGAGGAAGAGGAGAAGGAGGAGGAGAAGAAAGGAGGGGGAGAGGGAAAGGGAGGGUGGAAGGAAGAGAGACAGAAGUGAGGAGGGAACGUGAAAGGAGACGUCAAGCUCCAGAGUCCCAACUCUGGAACUCAGCUUCUCGAAACUCUAUUGCGAGGUGUUAAGGGAAGGAGAGGUUGGUUGCGCAAGGAAGAGGGCUGGAUGCUUGGGGGAGGGAUGCGCCGGGCGUUGCCUGCAGUCCUCUGCCGCUGCCUGAAGCCCCAGCGGAGCUGAGGGAGGAGACACCGAAGAGCUGGCCGGGAGUAGCCACGGUUGCAGCUCCUGCGGUAGGAGAGGGAGUACUGCCGGCUUCAUCUCCUACCCCACCCCAUUGCCUUCCCUUUCUUCCCCCCACCCCCACCCCCACCUUAGCUUCUCUCCUCAGUGCCAGAUGACCACCGAGGGUGGGCAGCAGGCGCAGCAGCAACAGCAGCAGCAGCAGCAGCAGCAGCAACAACGUCUGCCGCCCCCGCCGGUCCCUCUCCAGCGUCCUUGCAGCCCGGCUCCCGGUGCGCUCCAGUCAGUCUUGAUGAGCCAGCCACCCCCUUCCUCCUCCUCCUCCGCUGCUGCUGCCGCCCUGGAGACCACCUCUUCUUCCUCCUCUUCCUCUGGGUCCUCUGCCUCUUCUUCAUCUUCGUCCUCCAGCGCUUCCUCCGCAGCUUGCAAGAACACCAGCGGCACCGGGGGCAGCAGCGGGAGCGGAGGAGGUGGCGGGGGCGGCGGAGGAGGCGGGGGCAGCGGCAGCAAGAAGGCCAGCUCUGGGCUGCGUCGCCCAGAGAAGCCCCCGUACUCGUACAUCGCCCUCAUCGUCAUGGCCAUCCAGAGUUCGCCCAGCAAGCGGCUCACUCUCAGCGAGAUCUACCAGUUCCUGCAGGCUCGCUUCCCUUUCUUUCGCGGAGCCUACCAGGGCUGGAAGAAUUCUGUGCGCCACAACCUCUCACUCAAUGAGUGUUUCAUCAAGCUCCCCAAGGGGCUGGGCCGCCCGGGAAAGGGCCACUAUUGGACCAUCGAUCCAGCUAGCGAAUUCAUGUUCGAAGAAGGCUCAUUCCGCCGCCGGCCUCGGGGUUUCAGGCGGAAGUGCCAGGCGCUCAAGCCUAUGUACCAUCGCAUGGUCAGCGGGUUGGGUUUUGGAGCCUCGCUCUUGCCGCAGGGCUUCGAUUUCCAGCCACCUCCCUCGGCGCCGCUCGGGUGCCAUGGCCAGGGUGGUUACGGCGGCCUCGACAUGAUGCCGGGGGGCUACGAUUCAGGCACCGGCACCCCGGGACACUCCCAUCCUCACCACCAUCACCAUCACGUCCCCCAUAUGUCGCCCAACCCGGGCUCGACAUAUAUGGCCAGCUGCCCGGUCACCACGGGUGCUGGAGUUGGGGCGGCCGGAGGAGGAGGUGGUGGCGGAGGAGGGGGAGCAGGAGGAGGAGGAGAGUACGGACCGGACAGCAGCAGCAGCCCCGUGCCCUCAUCACCUGCCAUGGCGAGUGCCAUAGAAUGCCACUCGCCUUAUACUAGCCCAGCCGCUCACUGGAGCCCUCCUGGUUCCUCACCUUACCUCAAGCAGCCGCCUGCCCUGACUCCCAGCAGCAACCCGGCCGCCCCUGCCGGACUCCACUCCAGCAUGUCCUCCUACUCCCUGGAGCAGAGCUACCUGCACCAAAAUGCCCGCGAGGACCUCUCAGUCGGACUGCCUCGCUACCAGCAUCACUCUACCCCAGUGUGUGACAGGAAAGAUUUCGUCCUCAAUUUCAACGGCAUUUCUUCUUUUCAUCCUUCGGCUAGUGGAUCAUAUUAUCACCAUCAUCACCAUCAAAGUGUCUGUCAGGAUAUUAAGCCCUGUGUCAUGUGAAUAAAUAAAGAACCAAUUGAUGGAGAAACUAUGAAACAGUGGCUGUCUGGGACCCGGUGGAUGACAGGUUUGAGGUCUAGCUGGACUCACAGGGUAAAAAAUGUAAUUUGCACCCUUGAUAGUAUUAAGUAGAACACAAAUCACAUGGCCAGAAUGCCAAAGGCGGCCAGUAUUGUUCUACCAAUCAUCAAAGGACAGAUCAAGACCAGGUAAGCUUCAGAAACCGCUAGAAGAAACCUGUUGGGGGACGAGGGCGGAAGGGUAGGUCACCAAGGAAGAUAAAAAUGGACAGAAAAGGCCAUUAUUUCCCUAGUGGGGAAUUUAAAAACUAACCAGGUUAAAAGACAAAUAAGCGUUUCUGAGAUCUUCGUUGCCUUCAGGAAUCGGGAUCUUGAAAAAGUGGACAGUUGGUAUUUUUCUAUGAAAAACUUGGAAUUUUACAGCAAAGAGGCAAUCAAAAAGAAAGACUACAAGAAAUUUGUGUGUGUGUCUUUGUGUGUGUGAUUUUUUAAAAUAUUGCUUCCUGGUUAAUUAGGAGUGUUCUAUUUUUCCAGACACUAUUUUUGGACAAAAGUGCCCAUCAGUAUUAUUAAGAAAGUAUUUAGAAAUAAACUGUCUAGUUUAAGAAAGUGGAUUUUCAGUAUUGUGACAAUACAACGUUUUUACAAAGUUGUUUUCUACCACCAUAUUUUUAAAAAAUAUUUUUUAAUGAUCUUUGUGUAUACUCACACACUAUUGCUUGUACUUUAAAGGGAGGAUAUAUUUGCACUUAUGUAUACUUUUACAGUUUGUCAAAAUAUUGUGAUGUAAAAUUUUUUUCAAUAAAAUUGUAUAUAACGAA
This is a messenger RNA of Antechinus flavipes (yellow-footed antechinus), 2845 nucleotides long. RefSeq names its product forkhead box F2 (gene FOXF2). Gene Ontology annotation, biological process: animal organ morphogenesis; regulation of transcription by RNA polymerase II. Lineage: Eukaryota; Metazoa; Chordata; Mammalia; Dasyuromorphia; Dasyuridae. Gene Ontology annotation, molecular function: DNA-binding transcription factor activity, RNA polymerase II-specific; RNA polymerase II cis-regulatory region sequence-specific DNA binding. The transcript has 2 exons. The coding region runs from base 556 to 2004 and encodes 482 amino acids. The record is from RefSeq and is a predicted model, not a curated record. Gene Ontology annotation, cellular component: nucleus.